Messenger RNA from Dissoconium aciculare CBS 342.82, 1160 nucleotides. RefSeq lists its product as uncharacterized. The coding region runs from base 66 to 974 and encodes 302 amino acids. NCBI's taxonomy places the organism in Eukaryota, Fungi, Ascomycota, Dothideomycetes, Mycosphaerellales, Dissoconiaceae. The record is from RefSeq and is a predicted model, not a curated record. The transcript has a single exon.
ACACAAUCUCCACGAGCAAUCAUUCCUGUACAAGAUAAAUUGAGCAUUUUGGCUCCAUCGUCAAGAUGUCUACAUCGGCAACAUCAUCACCCUCCCAAUCCUACCCGCUGAGCCGCAGCACCAUCGCAGCCACUCGUCUCGACCUCCAGCAUUUCCUCUGGACCUCCUCCACCGAGAGCCAUCUCCACCCAAGCAUCCCCGUCCCUGACGAUGCAUUCAUCGCCGACAUAGGCUGCGGCACGGGAAUCUGGUCCCUGACCUACCCGCGUCCGAAGAACAGUGCAAUCCGCUUCGAAGCAAUGGACAUAUCACUCUCCCAGGUCCCUCCCACCGAAUGGCUGCCCGACCACGUAACAGCCCGAACCCUCGACAUCUUCGCACCGAUCCCAGAGGACCUCCGAGCGAAAUUCGACGUCGUCCACGUCCGGCUGUUCCUCCUGGUCGUGCGCGACAACGACCCCGUCCCGAUUCUAUCCAACCUGUUGAAAUUGCUCAAGCCGGGAGGGUAUCUCCACUGGCAGGAAUACGACACAUCCAAGACCUCGGUAGUGGUGGCGGCGGCGGCGGCUCCCGGCAGCGACGCAGAGACGGCCGCGCCGGCGAUGACCGCUCUUCACCGUCUCACGACCGGCGGCGGGCGAAAUGCGUCCGCCGACCAGGUCUUUGAGAAUCUCUCCUGGGUCUCCACCUUCGCGCGCCUCUUCGAACGGGGAUCCGGCAAGGAUCUCGGUGCGGAGCUCGUCUCGCAGAACGUCACGACGCCGCCGUCGCAUCUCCUCCCGCUCGCGCAGGAGAUCGGCUUUCUCGGCGCGAGGGAGUAUGCUACGGGGCUGAGGUCGUCGCAGCCGGAGCUCGCGGCGCGGUUGGAUGGGGCUACGGACGCUGCGGAGACGGAAUGCUGGGACGGGUUGAAGCGUGGGUCGGCGAUAGGGAUGGAUAUGAUGACCUGGGUGGUGAGGAAGUCUGAGAAGUGAUCAUUAUGCAUCGGUUGAAUUUGGAGUGGGUUUGAGCUCGUGUAAUCGAGCGUUUCGAUGAUCUGCUGCUCGGAUGAGAGAUUCUAGCCACGUUCUCCUAUGUAUGAGGGUACUUGUCUCGAUUGGUGAGAACGACGUAUAUGUCACUACCGGGUCUCGAUGCUCAACCAUUUUGGCCUUUUACAC